Messenger RNA from Gongylonema pulchrum, 765 nucleotides. The record is from the annotation of a GenBank genome assembly. NCBI's taxonomy places the organism in Eukaryota, Metazoa, Nematoda, Chromadorea, Rhabditida, Gongylonematidae.
AUGUUACUUUCGCCGAUGCUGCCACAACUUAGUGCAGCUUUAUUCAGUAACAGUGGCAGUUCGGCAGCAACUGAUCAACCUCCCAGCACUUCCGGCAGUCACUGUGGUGAGACUCUUGUUUCUCGAACUAACUUUAACGGUCAGCAUGCUGCUGAUGGGCAUUUUAAACGCAGUGCCUGGCCACAUCGGCACGUGGCGUGGCCGAGGAAGCGGCUGGCUCUGGCAACAAUAGCCGAGACAAACGAGCCUGACGGUGUUGGAACAGUAACGCAGUGUGGCAUUAUGAGCGAUUUGAUCGGGAACAGCAGGAUGAGGAAGCUCGCUGCCGUUGCUGCUGCUGCCGGGAUCACUGAUGCUGCUGCUGACGACGGCCAAACCGAUUUGAUCGAAGCUGUUACAUUCGCUUCUCUCUACGGCUUCCAGGCAAUACCAAUACGUAUCAAAAUUUUGCUGCAUCGGGCACUGUCAACCCUGUCGAGGAAACGAGCCGAAGCAAUUAUUCGACGAACUGGUUGGAAGGUGGAUGAUUUUGAGCGGGGAUUUAUCCAGGAGGAAUAUUCGAUUGAUAUAUUUAUGGAGUUUACGUCGCUGGCGGGUGAUCGAACUUUGUUUUCAGUCUCUAAGCGCAAAGAAAUUGAGAACAAGGGUCACUGGUCCGCCAGUGAAACUGCUAUUACUUCUCAGAUGUGUCUUUUGCAUUUUAGUGCGGAGAAACAUGCGGUGUUGUAUCGGAGCUUUUUUUCUGCAUUGCAACAUGCAUCCUAA